Molecule: messenger RNA, 837 nt
Organism: Funneliformis geosporum
Lineage: Eukaryota; Fungi; Glomeromycota; Glomeromycetes; Glomerales; Glomeraceae
Source: the annotation of a GenBank genome assembly
AUGGAUAAUAAAAUUAAAGAAGAAAUUUUAGAUUUUAUUUCAAAUAAUUUAUCAUCUAUACAAUUCAAGUCAUUGAGAGAGAACGAAAUUGAAGCUACUGAUGACGAAAAAUUAUCCGUUAUAAAACAAACCUUGAGAAAUGAUCCCGCCUUGUUUUUAACAAGGUGGGGGAAAUUUUUACCUAAAAAUGAAUUAGAAAAAUUCGAGUGUUUAAGAAAUGAUUAUGAGGUAAAUUGGUAUUUAAACAAGUUACUUUCUACACAAAAUCAAAAUACAAUUUCUUCAUCAAUAGCAAGUGAACCUCCAAUAAUAUCAAGGCAACUUUUACCAAAUUCAAGGCAUAAUAAACAAAUCCUUAAUAGAAGAUUUAAAUAUCUUACGACCAAACUCGACAAUACUUCAUAUUUUAGUAAUGAAGCAAUGGAAAUGAGAGAACCAAGUUUAUAUGAAGAUUAUGUUGGUCAAUAUAUUCCUGAAGAAGAAAAAUUUCAACCAUUUGAUGAUGAUGUUAAUUUGAUCAAUAGAGAAAAUACGAAUGUAGUUAAUAUAGAAAAUAUUGAAAUGGAAGGAAAUGAUGGUGUAACUUCAGAUGUUAAGAAAGAAGUUUCGCAUAUAUCUGAUGAAGAAAAGGAACAACUUCGAGCUGAUCUUGUGGAUAUAAUGAGAGAGAAAUUCAUGUCUGGUGAAGAUCCCGACUUUGAUUAUGAUUCGGUGGAUUUUAAUGAGGAGUACGAUGACAUUUAUACGCAAGAACAAGAAAUACAUGAGAAAUAUUUUGAUAAUGAGGAACCAAAUGACACUGAAGUUGAAAAUGGAACUGGAGAAUAUGAUUAUUAG